AUGCAGAUGCAAAGAGCGGAUAUUCAUCCCCGAAAAGCACCAACAAUUACUUCCAGCGCUAAUUUGACUCCUCGACAACCAAUGUCGGAUAACCAUUCAAUGACUGCUUCGGAACUUGAGUGCGAGCCGUUGGUGACGGAUUUCGAUGAGAUUUUGGAGGCUUACCGAAGCAUGUCUAAUGACCAGCAAGAAAUUGAAAAGGUGUGCCUUGACUUGUGCCAGAUCAUCAAGUCGGAGCAGGAAAACUGGCGGCUCGGCAAGGAGCAGCUUCAUUUGAUGGCGUCUCAGUUGAAAAAGUACAAGAAAGACGUUCAUCAAAUGAGCACGAAGCUUCAGGGCGUCUACAACGAUCUCCAGGAAGAACAUAACCAUCGAAUGCGACUCCAGUCUCGCCUGGAAGACAUGGAGCGAGCUUUCGCACUCAUGCAAGAAAUUGUCUUCGACGACGACAACAUUCAAAUUGGGGAUGAUAUCCGCGAGACUUUUGCUGAAGUCAAGCAGCGAUACGAUGAAUCUUGCAACCAGGACACUACCAUUGGCAAGAUUGUUGCCAAUGUUGCCUCCAUCAAAUCUGAGUCACCAGCAGAUUUGGAGCUGAACUCAUUCUCGGAGCCUGAAUCCGACCUCAACGCAAUGUACGGAGAACUCUACGCUCAACGAGCGUCUCAAAGUGCUCUCCCUGCUCCUUCCAGCCGAAGCGCACGCGUAUUCGACCACCAGAAAGUGCACGCUGGAGAGUACAUGUCCUCAACACCCUCUGUCAAUUUUCAGCAGGUGUCUCCAAUCAAGCGCGCCCUGAAAAUUUCGCCCGUUGUUAAAACUCGUCUCACACCUCAGCCCGCGUCCCCGAAGCCCAAAUCAAGACUGGCUGAGGAGCCUUCUUUUGUCGAGGAUAUGAUCGUGGCAGAGGAAAUUUACCAACAGAAGAAAUAUGAAGAUGUGCCCAUGGCUUUGAUCAAGGCGCCAGAGUGUGUUCCAACUGAGCUCGUUUUUUACGCCUCUGCUUUGGCGAACAAGCUCAACCAUCACGGACUCUACGUCACUUCCCCCGAAACUGAGGAAGUUGAAAUUAUUGACAACAUCAAGAAGCUCCUUCGAAACGGCGAGUAUGAUGAUGAUGAGAUGCUUGAACAUCUGUGGACGCAGUCCACCAACAUUCUCUGCCAGUUGAUGAAGGACUUCUUUUCCGACUCGAAGGUUAAGAUUUUUGAAGCCGAAAGUGACUCUAUGAUGUCACUGAUGCAAGCUGUGCGGUGCUGCAACACGCAAUCAGUUCAGGAUCAUCUCAUCGCUCUUGCCCCAAAACCGCGCUGCCAACUUGCCUUCCUUCUCCAGCAUCUCCAGGGUGCUAUGGCAGCUGGUCGUACUCCUGGCGAGCUUGCUGGUGCCUUUGGAGCUGUUCUUGUUAGCGCUGGCAGCAAGAAUAAAAAUGAUCCAAAAGAGUUGCUCGAGUAUUUGCUCAGCCUUGACGUGACUUUCGUCCGAGACCUUCUCGAUACCGCAAAGACAACCGGCACAGAAGCGUCCUACAGUAGCAUGCUUGGGCCCGUGGGAACCCCACGAUCCAAAGCUUUCUCCAAGAUGAUCGAGGAGCGCAAAAACAAGCUCCUCCAGAACUGCGACAUCAAGCUUUUCACCCAAAGCCCAAAGAACUAG
This is a messenger RNA of Oikopleura dioica, 1656 nucleotides long. The record is from the annotation of a GenBank genome assembly. Lineage: Eukaryota; Metazoa; Chordata; Appendicularia; Copelata; Oikopleuridae.